Messenger RNA from Penicillium diatomitis, 1077 nucleotides. Its product is annotated as Clr5 domain-containing protein. The transcript is spliced from 2 exons. Lineage: Eukaryota; Fungi; Ascomycota; Eurotiomycetes; Eurotiales; Aspergillaceae. The coding region runs from base 1 to 1077 and encodes 358 amino acids. The record is from RefSeq and is a predicted model, not a curated record.
AUGAAGACUUCAAUCUCUUCCGAUGUUUGGGAGAAGAAAAAGGCCAUCAUCGCCAAGUUGUACAUGGAGGAAGAAUGGCCCUUGAAACAGGUCAUCAAACAGAUUCGCUCCGAUGAUUUCAACCCCAGUGAAACUCAAUUGCGCAGCCGUCUGAAGAAAUGGCGUGUCACGAAGCCUUCUCGUCAAACUCGCAAAAAGACGCAAGGCUCCGAGGACCCUGAAAGCGAGAAGGAGAGCCGCACAUCUUCAUCAUCACCGCGCACCAGUCGAGCUUCGCCUGCGGCUCGCAAGACACCGUCUGCCUCUGCUUCUGCCUCUGCCUAUCGCUCGGACUGGACGCACUCAGUGUAUGGCCCCGUGGAGUUGUCUCACCCGAACAGAUGGAAUUCGCACAUGGGUCCUCAAAUGACCACGCCCAGUCCUUCAUCCGCAGACCACCACGGCGUGGUGAUGGAACCCCACACCACCAAAUACAAUCUCCCUGACCCAAACGCCCCGGUCAACUCAUAUGAACAGACUUCCACACACACCUCGCCCGCGGCAGAGCACGUGAUUCUCAACACCACCGCUGCAGUGACGCCCUCCUACGCGGCGUACUCGCUUUCACCCGAGUCGUGUGGACCCAGUCCUGAUGCAUCGUCAAACUCUGCCAUCUCACAAUGGCCCGCGCGCACUGUCUCUGGCGACAUGAGCUACCAGUCUAACAUUCAUCCGACACAAUGGUACAAUCUGCCCCUGGAACCCAUGGCCCCCUCUUCUGUCGUGCCGCACUCUGCCGCUCCAUUGACCACGCCAGCCGCAUCCACUGGCUAUGCGAUGUAUCCCGGCCAGAGCGUCUACGCUCCUGGUUACAUGCACUACGAUCACUCGGACUACCACCACGGCUACGAUGCGAAGCAAUGGAAGCAAGUGCCGCAGCGCUCACAUGAAUACGCGAGCUAUGCCAACCGAUCCACCGUGGACCGGAAGCACGGCUACCCUCACGGCGGCUCUUCUUCGGAGAUCCUCCCUAUCUCUGCUUCACAGACCGGGCCACAGACGAUAAUGUGUGCACCAAUGGGCCCGUACUCGAGUUGA